UCUGCCACCGACCUGGAUGCCACCCCCAGGACAACAGUCGCCUUUGAUGAGCUCUCGGGCGUCCGGCGCUUCAGCGCGAGCACCCUCAACUACAGCACCCUGCUGCUGGAGGACGACCGGGGCAUCCUCUACGUGGGUGCCAGAGGAGCCAUCUUCGCCCUCAACUCCAGCGACGUGGCCGACGGCUCCCACCGCAUGAUCCAGUGGGAAGCCUCCCCGGAGAAGCAGAUGGACUGCUUGGAGAAGGGCAAAAACAACAAGACCGAGUGCUUCAACCACGUGCGGUUCCUGGAGGCCUUGCGAGGCGGGUCUGUCCCCUCCUGUCUGACCCAGUCCCCUCUCCCCCUCAAGGAUGCCGACGGGUUCACGUUGCCGACACACUUGGAGGAAGGCAAGGAGAAGUGCCCGUACGACCCUGCCCGUGGCUACACCGGCCUCAUCGUGGAUGGCGGUUUGUACACCGCCACACGCUACGAGUUUCGGAGCCUCCCUGACAUCCGGAGGAACCUGCACCAGCGGCCGCUGAAGACGGAGGAGUCCCCGCUGCACUGGCUGAACGAUGCCGAGUUUGUGGCCUCCGUGCUGGUCCAGGAGAGCAAGGACAGCCCUGUGGGCGAUGAUGACAAAAUCUACUACUUCUUCACGGAGCGAGCGGGCGAGGAGACCACGUCCUUCUUCGACAAGAGCCAGGUGGCCCGAGUGGCCCGAGUCCCUGCACCCUCACAGAGCGACGUGGGGGGGAAGAAGAUCCUGCAGCGCAAGUGGACAUCCUUCAUGAAGGCACGCCUGGUCUGCUACAUCCCCUACUACGAGGUGCUGCGCAGCAUCUGCAGCCUGGACGGGGGCGGCUGGGCCAGCACCGUCUUCUACGCCGCGUUCACGCUCUCAGCGCAGGGGGGCAGCAGCCAAAAUGGCUGGGGCUAAAAGAGGACCAUGGAGGCCUCAGCCGUGUGCCGCUACAGCAUCUCGGGGGUGCAGCACGCCUUCGAGGGCCCCUACAUGGAGUACCAGGACUCGGCUCGCAAGUGGUCCCGCUACGACGGUGCGGUGCCUGAGCCCCGGCCCGGCUCCUGCAUCACGGACCACUCCCGCAGGAAGGGCUACAACUCCUCGCAGGACCUGCCCAACAGCGUGCUGGACUUCGUCAAGCUGCACCCGCUCAUGUUCGAGGAGGUGAAGCCGGCCGGCGGGGAGCCGCUGCUGGUGAAGAAGAGCGUGGCGUACAGCCGGCUGGCCGUGCCCAGGGUGCGGGCCCUCGACGGCCGCACCUACGACGUGCUCUUCAUGGGGACGGGUGAGGAACGGGAGGAGGUGCAGGUGUUCAGCGACCCGCAGCCCGUGGAGAGCCUGGUGAUCUCCCACGCCCAG
Eurypyga helias (sunbittern) is the source of this 1368-nucleotide messenger RNA. RefSeq names its product sema domain, immunoglobulin domain (Ig), transmembrane domain (TM) and short cytoplasmic domain, (semaphorin) 4G (gene SEMA4G). The transcript is spliced from 12 exons. The annotation marks the transcript as partial. The record is from RefSeq and is a predicted model, not a curated record. Gene Ontology annotation, molecular function: semaphorin receptor binding; chemorepellent activity. NCBI's taxonomy places the organism in Eukaryota, Metazoa, Chordata, Aves, Eurypygiformes, Eurypygidae. Gene Ontology annotation, biological process: axon guidance; negative chemotaxis; positive regulation of cell migration.